AUGGACGGAAUAUCAGGCCUAAGUGGUAGGAUCGGCGGCAGAAUAGGGAGCGAUGAGGAAAUUUUUGAUCGGGUAUGGAAAAACAUGGGAUUUAUAGAAAAUAUGCCGCUUAGUGAGGUGUAUGGGUUGUUGAAGAAUAUUGAAGAUGAGAGCUGCAAAAAACGGCAAAUGGCCAAUGAUCCGGGGGUGGUCGUGAUGGCGCAAAUGGUGAUCAACAGGGUCCAGGAUAUGUUUGGGGAACAAGCCGAGAGAAUCAGUAUCCUGAAGGAGGAUUCGGUGAUGAUUUUGGAGUGGAUUGUUGAUGAAGGAUACGAGGGGGCAGAAACGGUUCCCCAGGGGCUAGCGGGCCGGCGCUUUUCGGUAUGUGAUAGUGACGAGAUGAGCGACGACGAGACGGCAUCGUUGAUGGAAUUUGACCAGAUGGGGUGUAAGAGGAGUGUGAGUGUGCCCUCUAGUAUCUGUGACAGUCAUAUUGACAUGGCAUGCAGUCAGAAGACGAAGGAGUUCAGUCUCGGCGAGAUCUUGGAUGACUUGGAGGAGUACCACCACACUAUCGAGAUGAACUUUGCAUCUUUAGAAAAUCGGUUGGUAGGGCUAAAGAGCCAGAAUGCGUACCACUUACAGUAUUUGAAGAAUGUGGGCACGAUAAACGAUGGGUUAUGCGAGAAGGUCAGAUCUAUGAGAUACGAGGUGUCUGAGGUUCAACAAGAACUAGCCAAGCUCACAGAAGUAGCUCACCCCAAUCCUACUGACCCAAAACCCAUAUGGGCCCAAACUGAUUUGGUUACCACUACAAUGUCGCCUGAAGAUACACAAGUAUACCAUCGAUUGACCAAGUCAGAUGCCGAAUCCACUCACAUAUCUACACAUAAUGCCACACACAACACGGCCACACACACCACUACACAUAAGACAACUACUAUUUCAAUUGCAUUUAUUUCAAUCAUUAUUUUUAUGAUAUCAUUUUUCACUAGCAAAUAG
Debaryomyces hansenii CBS767 is the source of this 981-nucleotide messenger RNA. Its product is annotated as DEHA2G10736p. The record is from RefSeq and is a predicted model, not a curated record. Lineage: Eukaryota; Fungi; Ascomycota; Pichiomycetes; Serinales; Debaryomycetaceae. The transcript has a single exon. Bases 1 to 981 code for a protein of 326 amino acids.